AUGGCAGCAGCAACGCUACACCCGGUUGAAUCGGCGCACGAUAAACCUCGCACAUCCGAAACUCUAACGACUCUGGAAAAGUAUGGGUACAUUGUGGGAGAUAUCAUCGGCAGGGGAGCGUUUGCAACGGUAAAAAAAGCAUACUGGCAGAAGAUGGGGGUCACGGUGGCGGUAAAAAUUGUGUCCAUCGCACAGUUGGGAGACACUUUAGUGGAAAACGGUAAACUACGCGAAGUAGAGGCCAUGCAAAAGCUGCGUCAUGAAAAUAUUAUUCGGUGUUACGAAUAUUUCCAAACCAAUAUGCGAUACUACAUCACAAUGCGAUACGCUGAGAAUGGAUCUUUGCUAAAUUUGUUAAAGAAAGAGGGCCACCUGAAGGAACCGAGAGCACGCCGCUACUACCACGAGUUGAUCAAUGCCCUGCAAUAUAUUCACACGCACGGUUAUGCCCAUCGGGACAUUAAGCUAGAAAAUCUUAUGCUCGAUGCAAACGAUCGACUAAAGUUGAUAGAUUUCGGGUUUGCGUGCCGCCUGUGGGAAGACGCUUCUGAAUCUUCCAGCCAGGGGGAACCACACCUCUCGGAAACGUUCUGCGGGAGUCAUGCGUAUGCCAGUCCGGAGGUGUUGAAGUUCAAACCGUACGAUCCAGUACCGUCAGACAUUUGGGCGUCCGGUGUCGUGCUCUUCUCGCUCUUGUUUGGUGAACUACCAUUCUCCAACAAACGAAAUGUCCGCGUGAUGCUUGAGAUUAUAGCAAAAGGUGUUCAUUUUCCAUCAACGGUGCGCGUGUCGGAGGAGGUGAAAUUAUUACUGAAACAAAUAUUUGUUCCUGUCAGCCAAAGGAUAACGGGUGCGCUUAUACAACGAUCAUUGUGGUUCUUCAUCGAACUGAUCGGAGAUGAGUCAUCUCGACGCGCGAAAGUUAUGCACGGCACAGAGAUGAAGGACCACACGCAAACCAAGCGCCAGAAGUUGAAUAGGGAUUAG
Molecule: messenger RNA, 987 nt
Organism: Anopheles maculipalpis
Lineage: Eukaryota; Metazoa; Arthropoda; Insecta; Diptera; Culicidae
Product: testis-specific serine/threonine-protein kinase 4-like
Exons: 4
Coding region: 1-987 (328 amino acids)
Biological process (GO): microtubule cytoskeleton organization; intracellular signal transduction; protein phosphorylation
Cellular component (GO): cytoplasm
Molecular function (GO): tau-protein kinase activity; protein serine/threonine kinase activity; ATP binding
Source: RefSeq, a predicted model, not a curated record